UGGACAUGCUUUUACGGCCCAUCCUCGUAUCGACAAGGCCACGAAGCGCCUACUAGGGUGGAGCUGGAAGACCUUACUCCCAAAGCAUUUUGGUGUACCUGAUCCUCGUCUGUGGCGGAGCGCCAAAGGGAAAAAAAGCAGGACGGAAAGCCGUGGUGCCGGUCUGGAAGUGACAUUCUAUGAGUGGGAUGAGGCCUUUGACCUGCCCUUUCCCCCCGUGACCAUACGCGUUUCCGAUUGUCCAUCUCCACCACACGACUGGGUGGUCACACCUAAUUACUACGUGUGGAUGCAGUCCGCUUUUCGCUUGAACUUGCUGCCCUGCGUCUUGGGUUUGAAAGGGCCCGGCGAGUGCAUGGUCCCCGUCAAGGGAGAAGAGGCACGGGCCGUGGUCCAUUUGGUGCCUCGUCCGGGGGGGAGGCACGCUGGAAAGCCGC
Messenger RNA from Nannochloropsis gaditana CCMP526, 437 nucleotides. RefSeq names its product retinal pigment epithelial membrane protein. The annotation marks the transcript as partial. The record is from RefSeq and is a predicted model, not a curated record. Gene Ontology annotation, molecular function: oxidoreductase activity, acting on single donors with incorporation of molecular oxygen, incorporation of two atoms of oxygen. The transcript has a single exon.